GAUGCAGUGAGAGCAUUGAACUCAAUCUUCCAACAAUGGGACACACAGGCACCGCCGAAUUCCUGGAAUAUCAGCGGCGAACCAUGCACCGGAACUGCUCGUCACCCAAACACGACCGUUGUCACUGGUCCUGCCAACGAUCUGGCCAUCGCAUGAGAGUGGCUGCACAGAACAUACAAGGGGUGAUGCCGGAGGAGCUUUUGGCUUUCAAAUUCUUAAUCUCUCUGGAACUCCCGCUAAAUUACCUCACCGGUCCCUUGCCGGCAUGGAUUGGGAAUUUAUCUACAUUGCAGCAGUUGAAUAUUGCUGCCAAUGCAUUCUCUGGGUCCAUUCCUACGGAGCUUGGAAAUCUCAAGGAGCUAACUGCGCUAUUCCUUGUUGUUAAUAAUUUCUCUGGAACACUCCCACCAGAACUUGGUAAUUUAGUCAAACUUGAACAACUUUUCAUUGACAGCUGUGGAGUUGGUGGUGAAAUUCCCUCAACAUUUGCUUACCUUCUAAACAUGCGAGUCAUGUCGGCAUCAGACAAUCCUUUCACAGGGAAGAUACCUGAUUUCAUUGGCAACUGGACAAAACUUACAGCAUUGAGACUUGAAGGGGACUCCUUUGAAGGUCCUAUACCAUCCAGUUUUUCUAAAUUAACCUAUCUAAAUUCCCUGCGAAUCAUUGGUUUAUCCAAUGUGAGCUCUUCUCUCGAUUUCAUUAGAAAUUUAAAGAGGUUAACUGAAUUGUUUCUUGGAAAUAAUAGUCUGUCUGGUACCAUCCCUAGCCAAAAGAGUGAAAACCUAAUAAAUAUAGAUUUAUCUUACAAUUUUCUGUCUGGAAGCUUUCCCUCAUCGGUGAACACAAUCUCACAACUGAAUCUAGUAGCCAACAACUUCACAUUUGACAAGUCAAACAUAAGUCUUUUUCCAGGAUUGAAUUGCCUUCAAAGAAGCUUCCCAUGCAACAGGAACCCUCCACUAUAUGCAAACUUUGCAAUCAAUUGUGGCGGGCCAGAGAUGACUGCUGAUGGGAUGACAUACGAAGCUGAAGACUCUUCUCUUAGCAUAGCAUCAUUUAAUGUAAUUGAUACCGAGAAAUGGGCAGUUAGUAACGUGGGUUCGAUUUCUGGUGGAAAUUUUAACGGCUAUAGGGAAAAUAGCUUGGAACCAGUGAGAAACACAAACUCGCCGGAGCUUUAUCAGACUUCAAGGAUAUCUGAUGGAUCACUAAGAUACUAUGGCUUAGGCCUAGAGAAUGGGCCUUAUACAAUUAACUUGCUUUUUGCAGAAACAGCUCUCAGAGAUCGAAGCAAACAUACUUGGAAGAGUCUGGGAAGGCGAGUUUUUGAUAUUUAUAUUCAGGGAACCAUUGUAUUGAAGGAUUUUGACAUAUCAAAUGAGGCAGGUGGGGUUGACAGAGCAAUCACCAAGAAUUUCAUUGCUACUGUAUCAGAAAACCAUCUUGAAAUUCACCUAUUAUGGUCUGGUAAAGGAACUUGCUACAUGCCACAAGAAGGUUACUGUGGACCAUCCAUUUCAGCAAUCAGCGUGGUAUCAAAUUUCCCACAUACAGCAAAAGAGAAUAGGACUAGGUUGAUUGCUGGUGCUGCGGUUCCUGUUGGGGUUGUCACCUUCACAUUGAUAUUGAUAUUUGUAGUCUUCUACAUGAGAAGGAGAAAAGACGAUGAUGGGGAAGAGCUUCUUGGAAUAGGACCCAGACCAAACACCUUCAGUUAUGCCGAGUUGAGAGCUGCAACAGAUGACUUCAGUCCCUCAAAUAAGUUAGGAGAAGGGGGAUUUGGUCCGGUAUACAAGGGUAAACUUUCUCAUGGGCGGGUGGUAGCUGUGAAGCAGCUUUCAGUAGCAUCUCACCAAGGGACAAGUCAAUUUGUUACUGAGAUUGCCACCAUAUCUGCAGUGCAGCAUCGCAACCUUGUUAAACUGUACGGAUGCUGCAUCGAAGGAAACAGACGCCUCCUUGUUUAUGAGUAUCUUGAGAACAAAAGCCUUGACCAAGCACUCUUUGGAAAUAAAGACUUGCAUCUUGAUUGGCCAACCCGCUUCAGUGUCUGCCUGGCAACUGCUAGGGGACUAGCUUAUCUUCAUGAGGAAUCAAGGCCGAGGAUCAUACACAGAGACGUGAAGACAAGUAACAUUUUGCUUGAUUCUGAGCUCUGUCCGAAAAUAUCUGACUUUGGAUUGGCAAAGCUAUAUGAUGACAAGAAAACUCACAUCAGCACCCGGGUUGCAGGAACCAUUGGCUAUUUGGCACCAGAGUAUGCAAUGCGUGGCCACCUCACCGAGAAGGCAGAUGUCUUUGGCUUUGGUGUUGUUGCUUUGGAAAUCCUUAGUGGAAGACCAAACUCUGACAACAGCCAGGACAAUGACAAGAUCUAUCUUCUUGAAUGGGCAUGGACCCUGUAUGAAAGCAACCAGAGUCUAGGUCUGGUGGAUCCAACCCUAGUUGAGUUUGAUGAAAAUGAAGCUUUAAGAAUGAUGAGAGUGGGACUCCUGUGCACCCAGGCAUCACCAAUGAUGCGACCACCCAUGUCAAGGGUUGUUGCUAUGCUUGCUGGGUAUAUCGAAGUGAGCCCUGUUGCAUCAAAACCAAGUUAUUUGACUGACUGGGAUUUUAAGGACAUAACAGCCAGCUUUGAAGCUGAACACUCAGCAUCUACUGGAUCUGAGCGUGGUGAUAACGAGAACAGCAACAAUCUUAAUCCAGAGAGAGCUGGUGGCUUCUCCAUUGAAUAUCACUGAAUUCAGUGACCUUAUCGGGGAAGGAAGGUGACACAUGUUGUUCCUUAAAAGCUCCAUUUUGCUACUUCUCUUGCUUCUACCUCUGCCACAUACUUUCCAGCUAUAUAAAGUAGAUACUGAAAUUGUGUGAAUUUCUAUCAUUCAUACCAUUUGUACGUUGAUCAUUUGUGUGUGUAAAUUGAAUGAGACGUUGAAAUAUUGGCAUGCAAUAAGGUUGCAGUGUUUGUAACUUAUGGAUGUCGUUUCUAUCAUGUUGUAAUAUACUUCAAAGCUAGAG
This is a messenger RNA of Rubroshorea leprosula, 3021 nucleotides long. The record is from the annotation of a GenBank genome assembly. NCBI's taxonomy places the organism in Eukaryota, Viridiplantae, Streptophyta, Magnoliopsida, Malvales, Dipterocarpaceae.